CAGUGAUGUCACAGGGACAGGCGAUGAGGUCACAGAGACCCUCUGGAAGGUAUCCUGGUGCCGCGGGCAGUGCUCCGGCAGUGCUGGCAGUGGCAGCAGCAGCAGCAGUUGCAGCAGAGCCAGUGUCAGUGUCAGCUCCAGUGGCAGCGUCAGAGCCAGUGGCAGCAUCAGCAGCAGAGGCAGGGACAUGGCGCGGGGGCCUGUGACCCCCACGCGCCUCUUCCUCCUCCUCCUCUUCCUCCUGCUCCUUCCAGCCCAAGAGGCCUGGGCUGCUCCAUGGAGGGCACGGGAAUUAGCUGGAGCCGACGGCCACCCGACCUCGGAGCCGCGUCUGGUGCAGGAGCCUCAGGGUCACCCCACAGGUCCUCAUGGAGCAAAGGAUAAAGCUGAGAGAAGGAAAUCCUCUCACGGGUCAUCGGGCAUCCUGAAGGAGCUGCUGAAGGAGUUGCGGAAGGCAGCACACGCGAUGGACGAGAAGGCGCUCCGGGAAGGAGGGGGUUGGGCAGUGCCCGACUCUGAUGAAGAAAUGGAGGCAACUCAAUCAACAGCGCGCUCCAAGCCCGGGGAAGGCCGCCGCGCCGGGACGGAUGACUCUUUCCCAGAGAGUCCAGGUCUGGAAGACACCAGAAACCUGUUUUCCGUGGACCCUAAAGACUUUCGGAGGCUUUGCACAGAAGGUGCCAUGGCCAUCUUGGGCUCGGUGCUGUUUGGGAUGAUCCUGUGCUGUGGGUUCUGCGUGUGGAAGCAGAGGAAAGAGCGCCUGGCCAAAGCUUCGAGAGCCCAGCACAGCUCCCCCAGCCGCCCCUCGCGCCCCGACAGCCGCUCUGCCCGUGCUGGCACCUCGGAGAGCCGGACCCAGCAGCAGCAGCCGUCGCCUGCGCCUGGAGAAGGGGCCACGGAGAAGCAGGGAGCAGCCCCCGCCAGCCCCGACGGCCGCCCGGCCAUCCCACCCCCCCCCCCGCCUCCCCCCCUGCCCACCUCGGCCAGCCGGCCCGUGGGGACCACCCCCCGCAGAAAGUGAGCCCCCCACGUCCCGCACCCCCAUCCAUACCUAAAGUAGACUCUAGGUCUUCCCCAAAUGGUUAAAACUGUAGGGAUUGGUCUUUUAGAGUAGAAACGUAGCUGGUUUUAGUGACCCUCCUAUAAGGACUUAGGUAAGAAAGGAUGUUUGUGGCCUGGAGAACAAGGACACAAUAAAGAUGGACUUUGUUUGACAA
This is a messenger RNA of Calidris pugnax (ruff), 1217 nucleotides long. Its product is annotated as proline-rich receptor-like protein kinase PERK1. The coding region runs from base 188 to 1021 and encodes 277 amino acids. The record is from RefSeq and is a predicted model, not a curated record. The transcript has 7 exons. Lineage: Eukaryota; Metazoa; Chordata; Aves; Charadriiformes; Scolopacidae.